Messenger RNA from Acanthochromis polyacanthus (spiny chromis), 7041 nucleotides. RefSeq names its product early endosome antigen 1 (gene eea1). The record is from RefSeq and is a predicted model, not a curated record. The transcript has 29 exons. Bases 138 to 4325 code for a protein of 1395 amino acids. NCBI's taxonomy places the organism in Eukaryota, Metazoa, Chordata, Actinopteri, Pomacentridae. Gene Ontology annotation, molecular function: metal ion binding; 1-phosphatidylinositol binding. Gene Ontology annotation, cellular component: early endosome. Gene Ontology annotation, biological process: endocytosis.
CAGCCAUCCUCCCCAUGACCCGCCCAUUCGCCGCUGCUGCCUGAGCCCGGUCAGGUGUUCGUUGUUCACGGACGUAAACUUUGCAUUUGGACCCCCAGAUAAACGGAUUUAGCGUCGGGACAAGCACAGUCGAGGCCAUGCUCAGACGGAUACUUCAAAUGACUCCUGGGAAGGGAGGCUCCCAGAAUGCAGAGUCAGAGCAGCCCAGCACAGACCUGAACCACGACCAGACAUCUGAGGGCUUCAUCUGUCCUCAGUGCAUGAAGUCUCACAACUCUGCCGAGGAGCUGUUCAAACACUAUGAGCUCUUCCAUGAUACCGGAGACCUCCCCGCUCAUGUGGCCCCCACCCGGGAAGACCUUACAAUGCUGCGGCAAGAGGUUCAGGAUCUGCAUGCUUCUCUUAAGGAGGAAAGAUGGUUUUCUGGAGAGCUAAAGAAAGAAUUAGAUAAAGUCCAAGGACAACUGAAGCAAAACGAUGGGCCGGUGAGCUCAGAGGAUGGAGCGCUUGAGAGGAAACUGAAUGAAGCCGAGACAGAAAAGUUUAACAUCAAACAAAUGAAAGACCUGUUUGAGCAGAAGGCUGCCCAGCUGGCCACGGAGAUAGUAGACUUGAAGUCCCGCUACGAUGAGGAGAAAAGCUUAAGGGAAGCAGCAGACCAGAGGUUUGCCAAAUUGAACGAACAACUGCAGAAAGACAAGCAGGAGAACGAGAGACUCCAAACAGAACUGCUGCAGCGGCCGGGAGUUGAGGACGUGGAGGUUCUGCAGAAGGAGCUGGUGCAGGUGCAGACACUAAUGGAUCGUAUGACCCGAGAGAGAGAGGAGGAGUCUGAACGCCUCAGAAACCAUUACGAACAGCUGCAGGCUAAUUACACUACCUCAGAGAUGACCAUAUCCCAACUAAAGGCAGAGCUGGAGAAAGGCCCGCAGGAAGCAGCCGUCUACACGCAACAGAUCCACCAGCUGCAGGGCGAUCUGAAUAAUUUGCAGCAGCAAAGUCAGAACCUGUCUGAAAAACUUGCACGUAAGGAGAAGGAGUGUCAAGAACUGGAGGAGCAUUUGGGAGCUGAGAAAGCUGCCAAGAAGGGAGUCCAGGACAGCCUGAGGGAGAGGGAUUUGGAGGUUCAAGAGCUCCAGGCUCGGGCCACAGGGGCUGAAGCCUCUCUGCAGAAGGCCCAGGCGGAGGUUACAGAGAGGGCUGAGGAGGUGGCGAGGUUGAAGAGUGAGAUUGCAGAGCUGGAGGUGAAGCAUGCAGAGCUGAAGGUUGAGAGGAAACAGUUGGAACACCAGAGAGAAGAAAAAGAAAGCCAAGGUGCUCAGCAGCAGACCGAGAUCAGUCAGCUGCACACCAAACUGCUGGAGGCAGAGAGGCAGCUGGGCGAGGUGCAAGGUCGACUGAAAGAACAGAGACAGCUGUCUGGGGAGAAACUAAAGGACCGCGAGCAGCAAGCAGCCGACCUGCAGCUCAAACUCUCCCGUGCGGAAGAACAGCUGAAGGAAAACGCCAGUAAGAACACAGACCUGCAGCACCAGCUGGAGAAAGCCAAGCAGCAGCACCAGGAGCUGCAGGCACUGCAGCAAAACACCAACGGCAAACUCCGCGAGGCACAGAAUGACCUGGAGCAGGUGUUACGUCAGAUUGGGGAUAAAGACCAGAAGAUCCAGAACUUGGAGGCUCUGCUUCAGAAGAGUAAAGACAUUGUGAGUCAGCUGGAAGCAGAGAGAGAGGAUUUGUGUGCCAAGAUUCAGGCCGGAGAGGGAGAGACGGCUGUCCUCAACCAGCUAAAAGAGAAAAACCACGCACUACAGGAACAGGUGACACAGUUGACAGACAAGCUGAAGAACCAAUCAGAGAGCAACAAACAAGCGCAGGAUAACCUACACAAGCAGGUCCAGGAGCAGAAGACUCUGCUGCGUUCAGCCCAGGACCGAGCUCACACCCUGGAGACCUCGGUCACUGAACUCACCGCCCAGCUGACAGACAGCAAGGACAAAGUAGCCCAGCUGGAUGCUCAGCUGAAGGCAAAGACAGAGCUGCUGCUGUCUGCAGAGGCCGCCAAGGCAGCACAGAAGGCCAACCUGGAGAACAACCUGGAGACCGCUCAGCAUGCACUGCAGGACAAACAGCAGGAGCUGAAUAAAGUUCAGAAGAAGCUGGAGGAGCAGGCCCAGAGACUCAAAGAGAGACAGGAGCAGUGCACUCAGCUGGAAACCAGUCUGAAGGAAUGCAAAGACAAACUGUUGGCCUCAGAGCAGCGCAUAGAGCAGCUGGAGGGGCUCAAUAAGAAAUUGGAGUCACAAGUAAGUGAGGUGCAGAGCACACGAGACCAGGCACAGCAGGAAGUACAGAAGCUGCAGAAGGAGAGUUCAGAGGUUAAAAAGAAAGCCAAGGAGCUACAUCGCUCGCUUGAAACUGAGAAAGCAGGGGCUGCAAAUCUGCAAGAGGAAUUAAAGAAAAAGGCAUCUGCUCUGAGUGACGUGCAGCAGCAGCUGGAACGCUGUGAGAAGGAGAUAGUCACUCUGAAGGUUAACCUGGACAAGGUGACUCAGGAGGGAAAGACUCAGCAUGCAGAGCUGGACAGAAAGGCUCAGAGUCUGGCUGCAGAGCUACAAGCAGCCCAACAGGAGAAAGAGGCUCGAAGAAAGGAGCUUGUCUCUACGCAGGAGAGUCUAGGAAAGGCUAAUAAGGCACUGAAAGAAAGUCAGAAUCAGCUGGAUACUGAGAAGAAGAAUCAUAAAUCAGCCAUGGAGGAGAAGGAAAAGUCAAACGAAAACGCAAGACAGGAGCUUCUAAAAAAUAAUGAGGCCACCACCAAGGCAGUGAAAGAAUCUAAAGAGCAGUUGGAGCAGAUGAGAGAGGCAGAGAAAAAGUUGAAAGUGCAGCUGACCUCAUUAGAACAGCAGCACACCAAGACUCAGGGGAGCCUGAAGGAAAAGGAGAAUGAGCUGGAGAAGCUGCGGGCACAGCUGAAGACGACCCAGGGGUCCUUGGAGGAAGAGGUGAAGAAACUGAAGGGCCAAGUGACACAGCUGCAGGAAGCCGGUGUCCAGAAAGCUGAAGAGGAGAGAAAGCUGAAGGCCCAGGUGUCUGGACUCGGCCAGGAGUUGACCUCUGAGAAGAGUCGGACAGCAGAGCUACAGAAGACCUUGGAGCAAAGCAAAGAAAACCUCACCAAGCUUCAGUCCGACUUCUACGGCAAGGAGUCUGAGGUUUCUGCGCUGCGUCAAGACCUUAAGGCAUCAGAGGAGAAACUGAGCCUGGCCCAGGAGGAGCUGGCUGCUAAUCGAACCCAUCAGACAGGUUUAGAGGCUCAGAUCCAGGAACUGAAAACGGGCCGCGGCUCGUUGGAGCAGGAGCUCGCCAAACGGGAUCAGAAGCUCCAGCAGCAGGAACAAACCCUGAAGGAGCUACAGAAGCAAAAGGGCCAAGUUAAGGAGGAACUGGAGAAGGAGAAGAGCAACGUGGAGGAGCUGAACAAAGCCAAGGGUGUUUUGGAAAAGAACACCACCAGACUGACUUCUGAGUUAAAAACACUAAAAGAGAAGAGUGAGAAGGAGCUGGUUGAGUUGCGGGAAGCCAAACAGCUGUUGAUCCAGCAGAAACUGGAGCUGCAGGGUCAGGUGGAGGCGGCGCAGGGAGCCCUGAAGCAGGAGCAGAAAGAACACCAGUCCACCAAGGACAGCAGGAGCCAGAGGGAGGAGCAGCUGCUCGGCCAAACCAAGGAUGUCCAGGAUCAGUUGGUAGGCGCAAAAAGAGCCAGAGAAGAGCAGGUGAAGCGUGGGGAGGAGGCGGAGGCUAAGCUGGGUGUGCAGGUGACGGCUCUGAAUGAGAACGUGGCCACGUUGAAGAGGGAAUGGCAGGGCAGCCAGAGGAGAGUAAGUGAACUGGAGAAGCAGACGGAUGAGCUGAGAGGAGAGAUCGCCGUGCUGGAGGCCACCGUCCAGAACAACCAGGACGAGCGACGGGCUCUUUUGGAAAGGUGUGUGAAGGGCGAAGGUGAGAUUGAGAAACUACAGGCCAAAGUGGUGGAACUGAGGAGGAAGCUGGACGACACGACGGCAGCCAUGCAGGAGCUCGGCAGAGAGAACCAGUCGCUUCAGAUCAAGCAGUCGCAGAGUCUGACCAGAAAGUGGGCCGAGGAUCACGAGGUGCAGAACUGCAUGGCCUGUGGGAAGGGCUUCACCGUCACUGUCAGGAAGCACCACUGCAGACAUUGUGGAAACAUCUUCUGUGCAGAGUGUUCGUCAAGGAACGCCCUCACGCCGUCCUCUAAAAAGCCAGUACGGGUGUGCGAGACGUGCUUCGAGGAGCUCCAAGGCUGAUUUUUCUUUCCCACUCAUCCCUUUAACUCCCCCCCCACACCCUCUCCCCCAUCCCCUUUCUAUUCCAGUGGGCAGAAGAAGGCAUGUCUUUGUCAUUUUUAAAUGUGCACUAUAACGGGCAGACCCAGUGCAAAGACUCCCACCUGCACGCGACUUCCGGCUCUGGUGUGGAGGGAAAUAACUGAAGGUAUUUACUGAGGAGGCAUCGGAGUCGUGUGACGGGACGGGGUGGGAUCGGUUGGGAUUGUCUGUAUCUGUUUUUGUGCCUUUGCUACUCCUGUGGACUGCCAGAGAGCGGAGACAGAGAUCAUUUAAAAUCGCCGCCCGUCUCUUUUAAGUUCAUCUUCACAUCUCCAUUGUUGUUUGGCAUCGUUAGCAGCUGUGAGGUGGUUGCUUUGCACGUCGUGAUAAAGUUUGGCAUCAGCCGUCAGGAGGUGGAAGGUCAAGAGUGAAUAUUGUGAAGAACUUCUGCCCUACAAAGGUAAAUGCAAGUAACACAUUGUUUGUAUAUAACUCAAUCUGAUCACAAACUGAGAGAAGGAAAUCUCAUUUUAUAGCAAGAAAGUUAAACUCGACUAAUCACUAAGUGAUAUUUUUGUGUAGUUUUUCAACUUAACUGAUUAGUGUGUGUGAUGCAGAUGUAGUUUUUCAACUCUUCAUUUGGCCCCAAACAGCUGUUUAUUUUGAUGUUUGUGUCCAGGAUUUCAUAAAUACAGAAAGGAGAGGUUUUAAAUUGAGGAAUGUGCAUUAUGUGGUUUUAUUCGCAAAGGUAAACGGCACCGGGAUGAUUCAGUAAGUCUGUGCUGUACAGUGAAGUGAUUACAUUCAGAGGUUUUAUGUGAGUUUUGCUCUAAAGUAAACAAUCCAGUCGAUUUGUUCACCAGCUGUUUUCUAUACCGACAUUGACGUCAAAUCAGUUACUGCGCGUUUCCUUUGUGCGGCAGAGUGUUUGUGAAUCUGCAGAAGUUAAGUAUUCAGCCUAUUUCAUGACCAAAGAAUGUGUGCAGCAGGAAAACAGCCAAGGUGAGCGCCUUGAGUUUGUUUCAUUUUUCAGUGUUUAUCUAAGUGUCGUCUGAAAAGCUUUUGAGUUUUAAAUCACAGGGUCUGACAUUUUUGUCUUGAAAACAGCAUUUAUGGCGAUCAGAGGCUUUUUAUGUACAGUCAGUUUUUGUUUUUUUUUUUUUCUGUGCCACAUUUCUCUGUGUGUUAUUUUCUACAAAUUGUGGUGCUUUCCUCAGACUGGUAAUGCAGUCAUUGAAGGUGCCUGCAUGUUUUGUUUUUUUCCCUGCUGCUUGUCUCCACUUAACAGCACUGACUACACUGCUGUAGCUCUGUGUGUGUGUGUGUGUGUGUGUGUGUGUGUGUGUGUGUGUGUGUGUGUGUGUGUGUGUGUGUGUGUGUGUGUGUGUGUGUGUGUGUGUGUGUGUGUGUGUGUGUGUGUGUGUGUGUGUGUGUGUGUGUGUGUGUGUGUGUGUGUGUGUGUGUGUGUGUGUGUGUGUGUGUGUGUGUGUGUGUGUGUGUGUGUGUGUGUGUGUGUGUGUGUGUGCUCUGCUUCGAAGCAAUAACUGUGGCUGUGUGUGAAGUCGCUGUAACAGAGUGUGUGUUUUAGAGUUUAGGUCGGCUGCUCAGAACCUCAGUAUCUCUCUGGCGCUUAGUUCGGGGGCUUGGUUGCUGCUUUCAGGUACAGCGGUUACUGUCGGUUCUCUGUCCAACUGGCCUGCAGCUGAGAACGCUGUAGAAUUCGUUUCGUUUGUAGUCGUCGACAGAUACUGGUGAGAUCUCUUGUGCAAUUGUCAGUGGACCGGAGCAGGUGAUGACACUGUAAACCAGGCGACAGUGCGCGCUAAUUUGCAACAAGCAGCUUAUUUCAGGCAGAUUGGGUCUUUAUGCUUGUGUGCUCAUUACAAAAGAAUCUCCAUCUCAGUUGCAAUCUCUCAAAAACACCUGUUUCUUUUAUUUAGUUUUUUUUGCAUUGCUUUGGUUUCGUUAUGUCUACCUCAGAUUGGCACAGGAAAAGCACUAUUUCUAAACGAUAGACGUCACAGAUGUGGUAUCUUUGGCCGCAUUUGAUUAAGGAUUUGUGACUGAUCUAUCAUGUUGUACAGUCCCUGAAAUCUAGAGAUGAUUUGCACCUUAUUGUAUUCUGGGCUCGUCUGUAUGAGCAGCCAGCCACAAACGUAGGACCACCAACUUUAUACAGGCUUCAGCAUUUCUAGCCCCAAAAUGUACUUAACUGCUCAUUAAUACUAAGGCUGUCAUAAUUAUCUUUGUAAAUGUUUGUAAUGAAAGAGAAAAAUGAACUAUAUAACACUUGUGGAUGUAGAAACAUGACAACAGUGAAGCCGUGUGGAUUGAUUCAUCAGUGUCUUACUCAUUUUGACCAAACGGCACCACAGACGUGUGCACACUGAAUUGUGGCUUGCUUCGUGUUGCUGUCAGUUAUCAUGCAUGAUGACUUAACUGGCCUGUGGCUCACACGUUUUCUCCAUGUUUAGUCAUCAGUUUUCGGUGGUUGUGAAGGCGUGCCUUAGGCCGACAUCCUGCACGUCACUGCUAGCUGUUAGCGGUGGCUCUGCACCAUGUUAUCACCAGAGUCAGCGUGACUUCAGUUCAGCUGAACGGAUGGGAGAAGCGUAAUGUAACUUAUGUUCACAUGCACCAGUUGAUUUUCUAAGUCAUUGUCAUGAACCUAAAUAAAACCUACGGUAUGUUUCUA